GUCUCGUUUCAACGCGUCGAAAGAUCAAAUUCAUCGGAUCGAUCGAGGAAGAGUCUUCUCUUCUCUGCAACACACACAACAUGGACGUGCGGACGGAAAGACCGCGAACCGCCGGUCGAAUAGCACCAACCGGAAGAGUUACACCAACAGUACAUCAAACCGGUGGAGGCCGAAGGAAAGCUAUACCAGUUCCGCCUCCAAGAGUGCCGACUCCUAUGCCCACCGCGAAUAAUAAUCAACAACGGAACAAUGCCAACGUCGUCGUUCCGCCCACCGCCGUGGCUGCGCCGAGGAAAGAGCCGCACGAGAACAUUGCCCGGAUAGCGAAGCGGUACCUCGACGAUAACAUGCAGCAGGCGUGGAUCAAUCCUCGUCUAAUAUCGAUGAUAAACAUGGAAGCGGUGACCUCGACCGACUACGAUUCCACGAACCUCAGCAGGAAUUUCAAUCAGGUCGGCUUCAACACGUACAAUUAUUCGCAGUUCGAGGAGAAGUACAAGCCGCGGCAGAUCUUCAAGUACGGCGACGAGUAUCUCGAGUACGGCCACAACUCGGUCAGGCUCGACGCCAACGAGCGAUUCGGCCGGUCUCAAUCCAAGUAUCAGGACGGUGCGAGGCUCAGCGAUCAGCGAUACUCGCGGAGUCACUCUCAGCCUGAACGGCAGCACCACCUCGCGCAAGAGACACGUUCCAAGUCCCAGGACUCGCGCGAGCUCACGUUCUACCAGAUUGACCCGCCGCUGAAAUCGGACAACUCGCGGCAACCGCACGACAAGUCGCACCAGAAGCUGAAGAAGGAGCUGACCUUCUACGAGAUCGAUGGGCCGCCGCCGCCCAUCUCGCAAGAGAGGAGAGAGAACGUUGAGAUGUGCAAGGAGCGCGGCGACAAAGCGACCAAGUCCCAUGUCGGCGCUCAGGAGAGGUCGCAAACCUCCAAGCACGGCAGGCAAAGUCACCAAGAGCUGAAGGCGAGCGCGCCGCCGGACUGCCAGCUCAACCGGUCGCAGUCCGAUCUCACGGAGUGUCAGCUGCCGAAUUACUACGGCCACCGCAAUAAUCCGUACAUCGAUCCGCCCAAGUACCGACACUUCGACAGGCCGCCACGCUAUCAGGAGACGCCGCCGAGAUCGGAACCGCCGCCCAAGUAUCACGCCGACCCGCCCAAGUACACCGAGGUGUCGGCCAGACGGCAAGAUGACUUUAAGAGGAUCCAGGAGGAGAAGGGCAGACGACAAGGUGGCAGCGGGGGCGGUGGAAUCAGCAGCAGCAGCGGCGGCGGCGGCACGUGUAAUCUGAGCGGCAGCAACAACAACAACAACAACGACAGCAGUAAAGAGAACCUGUUGCAGGAGGCCGGCGAUGAGUGCGACGCGUCGUUGCCCUCGAGUCGAUGUCACAUCGAGUCGCUGAAGAGUCAUCAUCAUCAUCAUUAUCAUCAACAGGCGCAGCAUCAGAUCCAGCGCGGGAUCAGUGGUGGCAGCGUCAGCGGCAGCUCCGGUGUCGCCGGUAAUGUCUUCUUGGACGGCGGUGGGUCGUGCGGCGAGGUAACGGUGUGCGACAAGUACAAGGUCACAGGGUCAGAGCUGAAUCGGGCCGGCAGCGACGCGGCUCAAGGUCGCCUCAGCGACAGAUCCAUGCUGAAGAUCGAGAAGCUCUCGGGAAAGGUCGCUCUGCACUGGUGGCGUUGA
Molecule: messenger RNA, 1688 nt
Organism: Harpegnathos saltator (Jerdon's jumping ant)
Lineage: Eukaryota; Metazoa; Arthropoda; Insecta; Hymenoptera; Formicidae
Exons: 7
Coding region: 81-1688 (535 amino acids)
Source: RefSeq, a predicted model, not a curated record